GGUCCCUACACUUUCAUUUUAUGACUUUUCUAAUAAACCACUAACUUUACAUUUUUCCAUCUUAUAAACCAUUUUUUUCUCUUGCCAAAGGGUGAUUGGGAUUAGAUCAAUUACCUCUUAUGGGAAAUAACAAGUUCAAAUUUUCAGAUAUGAUACCAAAUGCUUGGUUUUACAAGCUAAAAGAUAUGAGCAAAUCAUCAAGGAAAAGAAAUGGUUCAUCACAUUUCAUGAAGAACAAAGUAAUAACUUCACCAACAUCAACAUCUCAAAGGUCACAACAUUCAAGGUAUUCUUCACAUUGUUUCUCUAAUGAACCAAUAAGGGUUGGUAAGUUGUUUAACACACCAAAUCAUACCAAAGAUUUGAGCUUUCCAUUCAAUGAUUCACCAAGAAUGUCUUCCAAGAGAAGGGUUGGAAGAAAAACUAUUUACAAGCCUUCUCAUUCUUCUCAACCAUUUGAUCAAGUUCAAGUUCAAGUUCAAGUUCAAUCACAAGAACAUGAUUUGUCUUCAAUUGAAAAUUCUUCUUGUGAGUCUUAUCAUAAUCAAUGUGUUUCUUCUGAAUCUGAAUUUUGUGAUAGCUUUUCGGUUCCGGAUUUGCUUAAUUGUAGUUGUAGAGUUAGCUCUUCAACUAAUGAUAUCAUCAUAGACAUGAACAAUGAAUCUUUUCAAGGAAAUUCUAAACACUUAGAUGGUUUUGAAUCUUUUGAUGCAUUUUCACAACUUGGUCUAGCUCCUAUACUAACAAAGCAAGUGAAGUUCGACGAUGAUAAGAUCGUCGAGGCUACUAAAUCACGAAGUUCGUCCGAAUCAGACGAGCUGAAAAUCGAUCAUUCCUUCUCCUCUAUCAAAGUUAAUCAAAGAAGGAGAAAAAAAAGUCAAAUAGGUAAAAAAGCUUCUCCUAAUUCUUCUCAAGGUAUAAGGCUUAGAGUGAAUUCUCCAAAGCUUGUUAAUAGAAAAAUUCAAGCUUGUGGAAGAAAGAGUGUUUCAAGGAAUGAGGCAGGGUUUGUAGAUGGAUUUGCUGUUGUUAAGUCAUCAAUUGAUCCAAUAAGUGAUUUCAAGGAAUCAAUGGUGGAGAUGAUUGUUGAGAAUAAUAUAAGAGGAUCAAAGGAUUUGGAGAAUUUACUUGCUUGCUAUCUUUCUCUUAAUUCAAGUGAAUAUCAUGAUCUUAUUGUUAAAGCUUUUGAGCAAAUUUGGUAUGAUAUGGCUCAACUUAGAAUGUAAAAAGUUUAAUAUCGUUGAAUGCAUGUUUAUAAUUAUAAGUCUUGUAAUUAUUUAA
Molecule: messenger RNA, 1278 nt
Organism: Lathyrus oleraceus (garden pea)
Lineage: Eukaryota; Viridiplantae; Streptophyta; Magnoliopsida; Fabales; Fabaceae
Product: transcription repressor OFP2
Exons: 1
Coding region: 120-1223 (367 amino acids)
Biological process (GO): negative regulation of DNA-templated transcription
Molecular function (GO): DNA binding
Source: RefSeq, a predicted model, not a curated record